Nerophis ophidion (straightnose pipefish) is the source of this 3595-nucleotide messenger RNA. RefSeq names its product anoctamin 7 (gene ano7). Gene Ontology annotation, molecular function: protein dimerization activity; chloride channel activity. Gene Ontology annotation, cellular component: plasma membrane. The transcript is spliced from 24 exons. The record is from RefSeq and is a predicted model, not a curated record. Lineage: Eukaryota; Metazoa; Chordata; Actinopteri; Syngnathiformes; Syngnathidae. Gene Ontology annotation, biological process: chloride transmembrane transport; calcium activated phospholipid scrambling. Bases 169 to 2814 code for a protein of 881 amino acids.
GCUGAAGUCAUAACAGCUGUCAUCUCAAAGUGUGUGGUCCCACCUGAAGACAUGUCCACCUGAGGACUCGCCCACUUGAGGAUUAGUCCACUUCCGGACCGGUCCACCCGAGAACUAGUCCCACCCGAAUACUCGUCCACCGGAGGAUUGGCCCGGGGUGAGCGGACGAUGAAAAUGAAGAGACAGCGGGAGGUGAACAGUUCUGCUCUGAUCACCUUGGAAACCAAGCCAGACAUCAGCAAUGGAAGCUUCCCCAUGAAUGCUCCUGAGGCGCUGCGGGACAGAAACGUGUUCAGCGACGGCACCACACGGGUCGAUUUUGUCCUGGCGUGGGAGGAGCCUAAUGACCCAGACAAGGAGACGACAGCCAUUAACCCCGCCCACAGCAAGCGGAGGGAAACCUUCCUGAACAAACUGAGAUACUCGGGACUCCUGCUGGAGAAGAGGGACAUGGUCCAGCCCAAGACCAGGACCUUUUUUGUCCUCCUGAGUGCGCCAUGGAGCGUCCUUUGUUACUACGCCGAGGAGAUCAGCCUGCGAGUUCCCCUGCAGGUGGUCAACACUUCCUACACCAACUGGUCCGCCGAGAUCUUCAAGUCCCUGUCGGCCCCCAACCCUCUGAUGCAAGAUGUCCCCAAUCCUCCGCCGGACUUCUACACUUGCCAGUUCAGGAACAACAAGCUUGAGAGGUUCCUGGGGAGCGAAGACAGAGACACGUUCUUCAAGACCACUCAACGACAUCAAGUGCUCUACGAGAUCCUUGCUAGGACGCCGUAUGGCUCGGUGUCCAAAGGUGAGGUGGGAAUCGACCGGCUGCUGAGCGAGCAGGUCUUCACAUCCGCCUACCCGUUGCACGAGGGUGAAUUCCAGGUGCCGAGCUGGCCCGUGGCCCCCGAGUCUCUGGGUCUCAGACAAAUCCUGUAUAGAUACUGGGCGCAGUGGUCCUGCUGGAGACGAUACCAACCUCUGGACCACAUCAGGGAGUACUUUGGAGAGAAGAUAGCUCUUUAUUUUGCAUGGAUUGGGUUCUACACGGGCUGGUUGGUGCCGGCCUCACUCGUUGGGACUUUAGUCUUCCUGGCAGGUUUUUGGCUUAUGACCACUGACAUUCCAGCGCAAGAGUUGUGUAACAGUGGCAACAGUUUCAUCAUGUGUCCACUCUGCAACAUCUGCUCCUUCUGGAACUACUCCAGCAUCUGCCUCACAUACAAGGCGGGGAUUCUGUUUGAUAACGGAGGGACAGUUUUUCUCAGCGUCUUCAUGUCCUUGUGGGCUGUUACCUUUUUGGAGUACUGGAAGAGAACAUGUUCAUCUUUGUCCCACCGCUGGGACUGCUCGGAUUUCCAGGACAUCGAGGAGCGACCUCGCCCCGAGUUCGCAACCAUGGCACCGAUGACCAUGAGGAACCCACUGACCGGUGCAGAGGAACCAUACUUCCCUGAAAAGAAACGGUUUAACCGUGUGUUAACCGGCUCUAUGAUUAUGGUCAUCAUGGUGAUCGUGGUCCUGAUGUUCCUUAUCGCCAUCAUCCUGUAUCGCUCCAUUCUGAGUAUUGUCAUCUCCAAGUCCAGCUACCAUUUCUUCAUCUUCUCUGCAGGCAGGAUUGCCAGUCUCACAGGAUCUGUGUUGAAUCUGCUAGUCAUCCUCAUCUUGUCCCGAGUGUACAUUUCACUCGCCCACAUCCUGACCCGCUGGGAGAUGCACCGCACUCAGACCAAAUACGAAGACAUGUUUAUCCUCAAAGUCUUCAUUUUCCAGUUUGUCAACUUCUACUCCUCGCCAGUUUACAUCGCUUUCUUCAAAGGCAGAUUUGUCGGGUACCCUGGAAAAUACGUCUCGCUGUUUGGAGUGCGCAAUGAAGACUGCGGGGCAGGUGGAUGUCUCAUCGAGUUGGCCCAGGAGCUGCUGGUCAUCAUGGUUGGAAAACAGCUGAUCAACAACAUCCAGGAGUUCAUCUGCCCGAAGUUGAGGGCGUGGUGGCAGAAGAGGAAGCGGAGUCGAAGGGUGAAGGAGAUUCAGGAGGAGGAAGGAGAGGAGGAGGACAUGUAUCCUUGGGAGGCAAACUACCAGCUGCUGGUCUGUGAAGGCCUCUUCAGCGAGUACCUGGAGAUGGUCAUUCAGUUCGGUUUCAUCACCAUCUUUGUGGCGGCGUGUCCGCUUGCUCCUCUCUUCGCUCUCAUCAACAACUGGGUGGAGAUCCGCCUGGACGCUCAGAAGUUUGUCACGGAAUAUCGCCGACCAGUGGUCGAACGGGCUCAGGACAUCGGCAUCUGGUUCGACAUCCUGCAGUUCAUCGCAUACAUGGCCGUCCUGGGGAACGCCUUUCUCAUUGCCUUCACCUCGUCCUUCCUACCCCGCCUCUACUACCGCUACACCCGAGACGAAUCGCUCAGUGGGUUCAUCAACUUCACCCUGGCGACGUCACCACGGAACUACAGCCAGGAGCACCGACAUACCUGCAGGUACCGUGGCUUCAGGAAUGAGAAUGGCCAGUAUCUGCCGGAGUAUUUUCACUUGCUCGCCAUCCGACUCGCUUUUGUGAUUAUCUUCGAGCAUGUGGUCUUCCUCAUCGGCCGUCUGAUCGACUUGAUGGUUCCUGACAUCCCCGAGGAGGUGGAACUUAAGAUGAAGAGGGAGCACUACAUGGCCAAGGAGGCACUGGCUGAGAACCAGGCCUUGGGGAGAGCCAUGAUUCCUGGUGAGCUGAACGGCUCAUCCGGAGAACCUCGACAACGUAAAUCCAGGCUUUCCCCGCCGCAGAGUGCCCCCCAGUCCCCGACGUUGAUUGGGAUCUCAGAGGAAGCUGACACAUAAGGUAGCUGCUGAAGGACAUUCAGGCCAACAUGAGGAUAGUCUUUGGUCCUAACUCUAACACAAGACAUUUUAAAGAUGGCUUAGACACUGGUUGAGAAUGAUGGGAACGUGGACUUUUUAUCACAGAACUUUUUCCAGCAAAAAUUUGCUGAGAAAGCUGAAAAAUGGAGGACACAUAAACAGCAUGAGAUAAUGUGUUGAAGGGUCAUAUCAUGAUUUUUUUAAAUACUACUUUGUGGUCUACAUAACAUGUAAUGGUGGUUCUUUGCUGAAAAAUGGGCCUAAAUUUUGUUUUACAGACCUAUUUCAAAGCCAUUUUUUGCUUCUGCUUAAAGUUGUAAAAAACAGAGGCUCAAGGCUAUAAACGAAGCUACAAGCUACAUCACAAGCGUUAUAACGGGUUGUAUAACUUGCUUGUCCUUUGCCGAACACAGUAGCCACUGAUCUAAUUCAAAGUAGUUUUUAGGAAAAUCAUUCUUUUGUUGCAGGAUGGUGACGCUAUUGUUUUACAUUAAAAGGCUAAGCUGGCUACACAACAACAAGAGCUAACAUUGCAAACAUAUCAUUCACACAUUUCUAACAUACUGUUAUUACUUACCGUUACAUUGUCUCCUUCCUUGCCAUAGAUAGCAAACACAGAGUCAGCCAUUAAAAGUAGUUUUUCAGAAAAUCCAUCUUUUUGUCUAGGUUCGUGGGUGCAAAGGUUAUACCUUACUUUCUAAUGCUAGAUCCUGGACGUACACAUGUGCAUAUUGACAAUAAAAGGCUUUUCAAUUCUAAA